GCGGCAGCAAGCAGGCUUUGACUUUGUGGUCUUGGGCCACUUGGCUACUUGGCGCCCGGGCAGACGCCUUCCUCUUAAGUUUUGAGUUUCGCCUCGAUCAUUAUGCAGCGGCCUUCCAUCUUUUUCCUCCUUGCUUUGGGCUCCUGGGCUUUUGGAAAAGGAUUCGCAGAGAAAGAUUUUGUGAGAAUUUGGCCGGAAAAUCCUGUGGUGCAAUUUGGAGGUUCACUUCAGAUAAACUGCAGCGCCAAUACGGAAGGAGAAGUGAUUGGCCUUGAAACAGCCUUCAAAAAGGAAAUCAUUGGAAUUGGAUCCCAUUGGAAAGCCUUCCGUGUCUCCAACAUCAGGGACUGGAAAAGUAGCUUCUUGUGCUAUGCUGAGGAUCACUCGGCAAAAUCUGCAAAAGCAACCAUUACUAUUUACAAAUCUCCAGACAGUGUUGAGCUGGAUCCAGUCCCGGAAAUGGAAGUGGGCAAGCUGUAUAACUUGACAUGCCGGGUUUCUGGUGUAGCCCCCAUCCGGAACCUCACCAUAACCUUGCUGAAAGGGGAAGAGCAACUUCUGGUAGAGACUUUUGAAAAGGACAAAGCUGAUCCUCUUGUGGUGAACCAUGGCAUUAGAGCUCAACAAAAUGACUACAACAAGACAAUCACCUGCCAAACAUCCCUGGAUCUGAGACCAAGAGGACCACUCCUAAAAAAUACUUCCCAUGGCAUAUCAUUACGGACUUUUGAUUUUGCAAAGGCUCCCCUGCUCCAUGCUGGCCUGUUCUUAGAAGCUGGGACCGUGAUGGAAGUGACGUGUGAUGCACCUGAGGCUUUCCCAGCUGAUGAAGUCAUGUUUGAUCUGUGGUUUGCAGGGGAACCUUUGACCUACAGCUCCGUCAAUGGGAAA
This is a messenger RNA of Protobothrops mucrosquamatus (brown spotted pit viper), 891 nucleotides long. RefSeq names its product intercellular adhesion molecule 1-like. The transcript is spliced from 4 exons. Gene Ontology annotation, biological process: cell-cell adhesion. Gene Ontology annotation, molecular function: integrin binding. Gene Ontology annotation, cellular component: membrane. Lineage: Eukaryota; Metazoa; Chordata; Lepidosauria; Squamata; Viperidae. The annotation marks the transcript as partial. The record is from RefSeq and is a predicted model, not a curated record.